Triticum turgidum subsp. durum (durum wheat) is the source of this 606-nucleotide messenger RNA. Lineage: Eukaryota; Viridiplantae; Streptophyta; Magnoliopsida; Poales; Poaceae. The record is from the annotation of a GenBank genome assembly.
AUGCCCUCCGUUUUCUUGACGCUCGUGUCUGCGUGCUUGCUGUACCACCGCCCACUUUGCGGCUCCAGCGCCAGCCUGGGACAUCUCUCCAUCUGGGCCGGCAUAUCGGGACGCUGCAGGGAUGCCAUCACCUCGAGAAGGGGCGAGGAGUCCACUCCAUCGUAUGCCCAGUUGAUGUCCCCGGGUACUCACUAUGGCACGAAGAGCCCCUCAACGUUAUCCUCUUCGACUGGCAUCACCACGACGGGUCAGAUGUGCCACGCACAGGACACAGGGAGACAAGGGCAGGAGCGGCAGCAGGCGGCGGUGGAGCACGCAGCAAGGAGGCAAAUAACUGAAGCUGAAGGCUCUUUUCUGAAUGAUGAUAAAUCUAGGAGAGGGGCACAGCAGGUCUACGAUGUGCCCUUUGAUGAUGCCGAGGCCACGCCCAGCACCCUGCCCGGCGUCAUGGUGCGUCCGAUGAAUGGCUUUGCCCAGCAGGCCGAGAAGGAAGAGCUGGGCAUGGCGGAGACCUCCAUGGCGGCCGCUCCUGCCCUUCUCUUCCAAGCGCUGCUCCCUGUCCUACCUGUGCGGUCGCCGGUCGCUGUCCGUCGCCUCCUGGCCUAA